This is a messenger RNA of Sodiomyces alkalinus F11, 2073 nucleotides long. RefSeq lists its product as hypothetical. The record is from RefSeq and is a predicted model, not a curated record. NCBI's taxonomy places the organism in Eukaryota, Fungi, Ascomycota, Sordariomycetes, Glomerellales, Plectosphaerellaceae. The transcript is spliced from 21 exons. Bases 1 to 2073 code for a protein of 690 amino acids.
AUGCCUGUUAAAUCUGACCAGUGGAGCUUUCGCCCCACGAACCUUUCCGAACAACUUAUGGCGCCUGGGUUUGCAGCUCUGUCGUCAGCGUCUCAACCUGGAGGCAGGGUAGAAGAUCGUUCUGGAGCCCCCCAGACGGAAUCAAUACCAACUGAGUCCUCAAAACCUGCUGCCAACACAGUAAGCGUAUCAAAAGUCAUCGGCAAAGUGACGGAUCUUCCGUAUCUCCCAGUUGACGGCCUGCUUCCCCCGGAGAGGGAAUCCACUGGACGUGAUGGUCGGUCGCUGAUCACCAACGACGGCCUAUGCUACGUUUUGCGAUCAUCGGCGAAUGAGCCACUGAUGACGAGGUCCUCUGUUGUCGAGAUUAUGCCUUCUCUGAAGUUUGGGGCGUCAACAAUACACUUUGGAGGCGGGACAAACCGGCAGAAAGCGAGCGCCACAAUGUUUGGCAUCACACGAGAGACGACAGUACCUAUAAUACAAUGCGGAGACGUCCUCUCCCCCCCCAAUCCGCAGGCGGAGACGAGAUGGUGGCUGCGCCCGCCAACCGGGUUUCAGCGAAUAGGGCGUGGUGAUCUGGCAGCGGGCGGGAGACUGCAGCGAGGCGUCCGCGCACGGAUGGAUAAACCAAAGUUCAGUGGUGAGAGAGACAGCAGCCAAGCGCUGGAUGCGCGCCACGCCACGCUACAUGACGACGUUGUACCUAAGCUACUCCUUGACAUGGGCCACAUGGCAGAAGAAUACUUUGGCCAGCUGAGACUUGAUUCGGCGGAGACGGGACGGGAUGCUAAGUGGCGCAUGAUGAUGACCCCCGACGUUCGACAGUACACAGCCAAGAACCGGAUGGCGGAACGCACAGCUAAAUACCUCAAAAAGCGCCAACGCUUUUCAAUCAACAGCACGAGUCGACAUAAGCGAAAGAAAGCCCCUGUUCAAGUCAGCCGCGGAGGAAGCUGGGGCGGGCGGCUCUGCUGCAGAAUAAUGGGGGUCAGUGCGUUGCGUGGGUGGAUGGGGCCACCGAGCCGAAUCCUCGGCAAUCUGGGUAUGCCACGCGCUAUUCGCAUUCAGCCUUCUCAGCCGGACCAAAAACUUGUCCGCAACCAUUGGGACGCCGAAACUACGGCGCCUGCAUGGGGUCUAUAUGCAGGAAGGGACCUGCGGGAGAAAAGAAGAGCAAAGAUCCUCGUGGGAGGCAGCGAGGCGGUCAGGAACGAUGUGGGACGGGACGGGGAAACCCUCGCUGCGUUCUUCAAGGGUUCCGGGUUCCACUGGGGACCUCGUGAGCAUUUUACCGUUUCGGCCCCUGUUCACCCUGUCACGUUUCUUGGCGUUCAUUUCCGCUCAUGGCGCCUCCGGAUGGGACUUCAAUGUCCGCAACUUUUCUGGGAACGAAAGCCAGCCAGCCAGACAGCCAAGGUCGAGGAGGACCAGGCUUGCGGGGGAUGGGAUGCUCCGCGAAAAACCCAUGGCGAUCGCCAUGCCCAUGUGAUUCCACCCCCUUGUCUCGCAUUUGCGUCUUUGGCUGGGAUGGCGGGCGCCGUGGUCGUGGCGAUCAAACCUGACGGCUUCAGCCGGGCUGGAUCUGCUCAGCUGCAGCUGACAGGCGCCAUUGUCGACGAAGAGCCGAGGGUUCAAGACCACGUAGAACAACUGUACCAGCUCACUCGUGCAAUCGAGGGUCUAGGCGAGUCUGGACGAGCUGAGAGUGAACCAUUUAUCUCCUGUCCAAGAAUGAUGCUCUGGGGAUGUCCUGAUGUUCUGAGGUUGAACAACGCUACGGUAGCAGCCGAUAAGAUGGGACCGAGUUCAACCACGGGGUUUUUGAUGCUGGUCGUUCGAUGCCAGUCGACGGUCCGAUUCAUUCCGGAAUGGGGGCUGCCUUACAUGUACAUGGUACCGGACGAGGCGUCAUUUUUGCGAUACAAUCCGCUCAAAUCCCGCGUUGCCCGGAAAUUUCUCGGAGUCGAUACGUCGCACGCUGCUCUCGACUCUGGCCGGACUCUCCCGCCGGCUACGGCCAUGUUACGUCAAUGGUUAGCCAAGCGGAAUUGUGAUGACACCACUUUCUGA